CCCGCCAAGUGCUCCGCAGCUCAGGUGCUCUCUGGCCUCGUUCUCCGGCAAGCGGCCAGUCACGCAACGGGAGCCCAGCGAGCACUCGGCUGCAAGGAGGGCACGAAGGGAGAGGGUAAAGUUUUUGGCUCUGGGGUUCUUGACCGGGGGUAGCUGCCUGGUCACUGGCUUUGUGAAAGAAGGUCGGAGGGAGGGAGAGAGUGGGGGAGGGAAAGUUAAGUGUUGAACUCUGCAGUCUCUCUAUCCAGGGAAAGGUCUGGCAGUAAGCUUGGUAACAGGCUGGGUGACACAAGAUUCUUUGCUUGGUUGCAUCUCACGGGUGUGGUGUCUGAGUGAGGAAUUUCAGGCAUGGUAGGUUGACUGUCUCCUUGGAUUCAUGUUGAAGAUUGUUUUGACAAAAUGGUGCAUGGACUUCAAAGGGAAAUCAACUGCGAGGAUGGGGACAAUGUUUGCGGACUCAGAGAUGUGGUUGAAGUGAAUUCAACAGCAGCUAUGAAUGGCAAUAGAGCUAGUUAUGAUGGGGGGGGUUCUCUUUCCUCUAUAGCGGAUAGCAUAGAGCAUUUGGAUGUGACGGCAACAUCAAGUGAUGGGCUUGCGAAGAAUGAGAAUGGGAGUUAUUACAAUAUGACAAGCAUGGGAGGUGCAGGCACCCGACAUGGGGAGAGGGAGGUGGAUGAGGAAGACGAGGUGGUUCUAGUAAGCAGUAGGGGAAAGGAGAGAGGUCGUGGUGAGAUUUGGUCCCCAUCACAGUCUAGGAGUGAAAUGCUGAGGCUUAAGGAGGAGAAAGAAGGCCAGGAGUGUGAACAUGCACGGGCACGUGACGAGCAAUUGCAGCAUUACCGGAGUGAGCUAGUACGGUUGGAUGCCAGAGUGAAGGGAGCAGUUUCUGAUGCUGCUUCUUACAGGGCAGAGGCUGCCAGGGCGAGGGAAGAGAGAGAUGCAGCGAUUGCAGAUGCCAGAGGCGCGCAGAUGGAGGUUGGUGUUCUGAGGGAGAAAGUGGUCGAGCUGCAGACACAAAUAUUUUCAGCGGCGGAUUCUUCUGGGGCCAGGUACAACGUUGAAAUGAUUGAAAGUGUGGGUAGGGAAUUGCAGGAGAGGCUUCUUCAAUUGGAAAGGGAGAACCAGGAGCUGAAGCAAAGCUGUGGUGAACUUGCCAAGCUAGCGACACUACAGAAGAAGGUUGAAGAGCUGGAGAGACAGCGGGAGAACUUGGAAGCUGAGCUCAGUGCUGCCAGUCUGAGAACACACCAUAACUCGGAGAGUGGAUUCUGUGGUGAUGUUAAGGAGGUUUCAAUGUCUGAAACUCGAGAAGUAGAGCAGAGGAGGCGGGGAGAAAUAAGGGAGGCACCACGAUUUCUAUUGGGCAAUGAUGCUCCGAGUAUAUAUAUCACAGCGGGUUUGGAUUCUGGUGUGGGGAUGUGGGAAGGCAACGAAGUAGCGUUAUUGAAUCGUGAGGACCGCCCCUUUGCCGGAGACGAGGUUGGUGAGGUUGGAGUUAGGGAGAUUGCUGUGGUGGACGAUGGUUGGGAGAAGGACUGGGCAGCACUUGAGGAAGCGACUUCUGAUUUGAAGAGGGUUCAAGAGGAACUGGGAUCGUAUAAGGCAGAGCUGGAGGGGAUCAGGGAUGGUAAAGAGCAAUGUUUCAGCCUUGACAGCACGCAGGGCCUCUAUUUUGCAAAUGGUUUGAAAGUUGAGACCAGCAUUAUUGAUGCAGAGUUAGAACAGGCAAGAGUAAAGCUGGAACAGGAGAGAGGGGACAAGCUGAAGAUCCAAGAAAAUUUCCUUCGAGCAGAGAUUCAAGUGGAGCAGUACAAGAUGCAGGCGAAACAAGCUCGUGUGGAAGCCCUCAGCCUAAGGCAGCAGCUUGUUAUUGUGAGGGCUGAGGUGGAAGAUUACAAGACACAGAUGGAAAUCGUGCAGUCUGAACUCCUUGCAGUCAGGAGAGAGAAUGAGCAAAUGAUUGAUGAACUGUGUAGGAAGGCAGGUGAAGUUGAUGACAUGCGGGAGAAGCUGGAGGGAAAACAGAAGGAGUGUGAGGAACUGUGUACAGAGAUGGCUGACAUGGGCGAAGAAAAAAAACGGUUGUCGCAGAGCAAAAAUGAUGCAGAAGCAAAAAUUGAUGCUUUAAAGAAAACUGUGGAAGAGAAAUUGGAUAGAGAACGACGACUGCUCGAGGAGCUUGAUCGUGCAAAAACUGAAUCAGCUGAGCGGCUUUCUGAGGUGAACGAUCUUCUGAGAGAAAAAGAGAAGUGGGGAGAUAGGGUCCUUAGUGCAGAGCUGGCUAAAGCGGGCAUGGAGAAAGAACUGACUGAGGCAAAAGCAGCCUCUGAUGCAGCAAGGGUGGAAAUUGAAAGGUUGAAGAAGGAUCUGACAGCCACUCUCGACAAAGUGAAGAGGAAAGAAGAUAAACUCGCAGGACAUCUGGCUGCCAAUGCUGUGGCAAAAGUCGACAAGAAUCGUGAAGUGAGAGCAGAGGAAAGGGUGAAGGAGUUAGAGGCACGGCUGAGGGACAGCGAGAAACGAGCGCAGGAGCUAGAAGCCGAGGUUGAAGAGCGUAAGGGAAGAUGCUUCAACCUAGAAUUGAUGGUGAAGGACAUGGAGAGGCAAGUGAAGGAGCUGGAGAGGGAAAGAGAUGGUUACAAGAUCCUUGUUGCCCAACAUUCAAAUAGUGAUGAUGCUUUAAGGGGAGAGCUGAUGGAGGCGAAGAAGGAAAUGGCAGCGGCUAUUGCGGCGGUCAACAGUGCACAUGAACAGUCAUCUCUUGGACAGGGUUCAAGAGCAGCAGUACAAUCACUGCCGCGUGUAGCUGCUCAUCCAGGUGGCAAUGGAAUGUCCCUGUCAGGGAUUCAAGGAAAGGAAAUGGAGGUCGCGUACACGGACAGAGAGAGGUUACUGAUUGAGAGGGGCCGUCAAUUGGAGGAGAAAAAUAUGAGGCAGGAAAUGGUUUUAAGGCGUCAUGAACAGGUCAUCAAAGAGCAAGAGAGAAAGUUAAGACAAAUGAGGGAGGAAGAGGAGGACAGACGGGGCCAAGCCAACAGUAUGGAGGUGGCUUUGCUGAGGACGCAGGUCGAGGAGCUGAAGCACCAGAUACGAACUGCUGAUAAAGCACGCGCAGAGAACAAGGAAAUGGCAAUGAAAGAGCAUCGAAUGAUCACCGCUGCCUUUUAUGAUAUCAAUCUGGAACUUCAGAGGGUCAAGCACAAAAUUGGGGGCCCAACGAGCAUUGGGGGCACAAGCAGCUUAGGUGUCACCCCUUCAAGGUCAAGCAUUGUUGGGGGUGGCCUCGGGGUUUUCCCGGGUGGGCCAGGGGGGAUGAUGAUGGGCACUGCGAUGAGUGCCUCGACAUCAUUCACCUCCUCACCUUCUCCUAUGAUGCUUGCAUCAACAAAUGGUCCGGUCCAGAACCUAGCCCGCCCGAUGUCUGCCAAGAUGACUAUGUGUCCAGGCCGGAUGCUUUAUGGAGUUGGGAUGCAGGGAGAUAUGGGUGGAGAUAGAGGACACGAGCGUGCCGCAUCUGCAAGACUGGGUGGACAUGUGUCAGCACCUGUGUCUCCUAUGGGUAAGUAAGAGGGGUUAUGAAGCACAGCCGAUGCAUUGAAUGCUUCAUCAAUAAGUAGUGCAGGGGAGAUUCAGGUGGAGAGACGGAUGGAGAGAGAGGACACGAGCGUGCAGCGUCUGCGAGACUGGGUGGACAUGUGUCAGCACCUGAGUCAGCUAUGGGUAAAUAAGAGGGGGUUAUGAAGCACAGCCGGUCCAUUGACUGCUUCAUCAAUAAGUAACGCAGGGGAGAUUCAGGUGGAGAGGCAGCUGGAGAGAGGGGACAUGAUCAUGCGGAUCAGCUAUAAACUUGAUGCUUAUGUGUCAGCACCCGUGAUUCUCCUACAGCCAAUUGAAAGGGAGUCAGGGAGCACAGUUCGAGCGCCCUUGGGUUCUCCCGAUCUUGGCAAUUUGUCAUGGAGAGGCAGACGAAGAUUCACGAAAACGGUGAGGACAUUAAAGACUGGGUGUAAAUUGUGUACUUGGAACCAUCUGGAUGGGUAGGUGUGCCUGACAGAAGAGUGUGAUGGCCAGACAAUGAUAUAAUCAUUCUGGGCUUGAAAGUGUUGGUGGUGAGACAGAAGAUUGAUGAGUACGUCGCUGUUCCUGUCACCGAUUGUCUAUAAUUGUCAAUAGUAUGGCAGGAGCGGUGUCCUGUGCUGUGGGCUUUUUGAAAGGCAAUACGGUCACCGAGGUCGUUAAGCCAUGGGAUGCGGAGAGGAACAGUGAAGAACAGAAGUCGCAAACGAGGAUGGAGGGCGAAGACUCCUUGGGCCGGUGGGCCGGUGGGCCGGUGGGCCACUGGGCAGGUGGGCAGGUUCCGCUCCAUGAUUCAGAGUACGUUUGCCUUAUGGUUGCUUCCUGAUGAAUGUGGAAAUCUGGAUUACUUCUUUCAUUGCAAGUUUCACACACGGCUGUGGAGCAGACAGAAUGUGAGUGGGCUCAGACUAGCCACGAGGAAAUCAACGAUGUUCCGAUUUUACCAAGCUCCCUGAUGAACAUGCAAAGCUGGAUGAUUUCUUGCAUGGCGAUUCCACAUUUCAUUAUUCUGAGUGUGAAACUCUGGAGCAGACAGAAUGUGACUGGGCUCAGACUUCAGACCUUUAAAAUACUAUAUGCUACAUUACUGAUGUUCCCGAGGAAAUAAGUAACGUCCUAAUUUGGCAAAGCAGCAGACGGUUAGGUAAGAAGCAACGUCCUAAUUUGGCGAAGCAACAGACGGCCAGGUAUGUAACCCCAAGGAUGAGGACAUGAAUGAGCUUCCCCUGGUCCAGACCAAUCUGGUUCAGGUGGACAUUUUAGGACCGUUGUUGGGUUAUGGUGUAUUAUUACAUCCAGCGGAUGGAAUGGAUGAUGCCAAACGACUGUGGCGGCUGUUUUUGCUGUUCUUGUCUAUUUCGCGGAGCUGCAGAGGGAAAGUUGCUGGCCGGAGGGGGUUUACUUGUAGAAUGUUUCAGACACUAGGGUGAUUUUUUUGUGGAAGGCGUUUGACAAGAAUGCAUAAGAACGUGCAGCGAUUUACACGGGAAUUGCUUCAAUCCCCUCAGACAUGCAGCAGUUGUAUCUGUAAUCGACACUGCACAGGGAAAAAGAGGCAAUGCACGUCCAGAUUGCGGACAGCAUGUCUGUUCAAGUCCUGUAGACGGCUAGAAAGAAGGAUGACAAGGGAGAAAGCCUCCGUGGGAUGAAGUUUGCGAUAGAGGUGGUGGGUUGGGUUGGUGUCCAGGACUUGAAAAUCAUAGCCACUAUUAGUUGUCAUCAUGUGGUAGAAAAAUUGGUUGUAGUCUUGUUGAUGAAUAAUGCCUUACCACGUUUAGAUGUUAUUUUGAAUUUAUGAAAAGCUUGUGAGCUUGCAUUUUUUUCUUAUUUUUUCUCUACAAGAUGUUGAGAUUAUCAACUCGUUCUUUGUCCAUUCUUUUUUGCCCUUCUUUUGUUAAAUGUUUAACCGUCUGUUAUGAAUCUUAUGAU
Chara braunii is the source of this 5505-nucleotide messenger RNA. The record is from the annotation of a GenBank genome assembly. NCBI's taxonomy places the organism in Eukaryota, Viridiplantae, Streptophyta, Charophyceae, Charales, Characeae.